UAUGAGCGGUUUUUACUUUUACGGAUGGAAACGGAGAGCAGCUCUGUGUCCUUCAUCGCACGUCACUCAGCAUCCUCCCGCUAAACGAAUCGGGGCUGAGCUCCGGAAUUUCCUCUAGGCUUCAAAACCGUCGACUUUGGGAGAAAAAGGACCUUCCUAUGGUGGUCAGCCAACAACAGGUCAUGGGCAAUGGUUCAAUGAAAACCCCACGGCCAGAGGGGAGCUACCUGUCCUCAGGCCUGAAGGCCCCCCGCCUGUGGGAGACUGUGGAGCCUCUGAGGGCCCGUAUUGUCCAUCUGGAGGAGGAACUUAGCAACCGGGAACGGGAGCUGCGGGCACGGGACGAGCAGCUGUGGGCUCUGCAGGCGGAGCUGGAGGCGCGGCUGGCCCAGGUGCACAAGCUGCAGGAUGCUUUGGGCAAUCAGGCACUGGGCAGCUCGCCGUCCACACAGCCCCACUCCAGCCACCGCUUGCUCAGCGUCAUCAACCAGGGCCCUGCGCGCUUUCACCACGUCGCUGUGGAGGUGCACCGCCGCCUGCGGGCCAAGGAGGGCGUGUCAGCAGAGCCCACAUCGGGCCACUACUGCGCUGAGGCCCAGGGGCAGCCCUGCUCCCUGGAGAGGGUCCGCAAGAACUCCAGCACCAAGAAGCUGAUCAACAGCGCCCUGAUGAACAAUGACUUCCUGAAGAGGUUAGAGCCACAACACAUGCGUGAGGUGGUGGAGUGCAUGUAUGAGCAAACCUACACCCAGGGCCAGCUGGUCAUCAAGGAGGGCGAGCCUGGAAACUACCUCUACGUACUGGCAGAAGGACUGUUGGAGGUGAACCAGAAUGAGAAGCUGCUGGGCCAGAUGGGACCUGGGACAGCAUUUGGGGAGCUGGCCAUCCUGUACAACUGCAAGAGGACGGCCACCGUGAAAGCCGUUUCUCAGGCCCGAAUAUGGGCUCUGGAUCGACAGAUGUUUCAGAACAUCAUGAUGGCAACAACCCAGGCCCGGAAUGAAAAAUACUUCAGCUUCUUACGCAGUGUGUCUUUAUUGAAGGAACUGCCGGAGGAAAAGCUUGCUAAAAUUGUUGACUGCUUUGAAGUGGACUACUUCAAUAAAGGAGAUUACAUCAUCCGCGAAGGAGAAGAGGGUGACACCUUCUUCAUCAUAGCUAAAGGAGAGGUGUCAGUGACACAGACAGUGGAGGGAUGUUUUGAACCCCAGGAGAUAAAGACUCUGGGUGUGGGAGACUACUUUGGAGAGAAGGCUCUUGUGAGUGAGGACGUGCGCUCUGCCAACAUCAUCUCCAAGGAGAACGGCACACAAUGCCUGGUAGUGGACCGAGCCAACUUUAACCAGGUGGUUGGGACCUAUGAGGAGCUCCAGGCCUCCCUGCAGGCAUACGUGGAGGAGCUGUCACUCAGUGACAAGAAGAGGAGGAGCAUUCCUGGGCUGCCUUCAGCAGACACCCCAGAGAACACGGAGCUGCAAAGGCUGAGAGAGAAGGUGGCCUGUCUGUCUGCGACCCACCCAUUCCAGCACCUGGAGGUGGUGGCCACCCUGGGCGUGGGGGGCUUUGGACGGGUAGAGCUGGUGAAGCUGAAGGAGGAGGACACCACAUUUGCCUUGAAGUGCAUCAAGAAGAAGCACAUUGUGGACACCAGGCAGCAGGAACACAUCUACUCAGAGAAGAGUAUUCUCCAGCAGGCGGACUCGCCGUUCAUAGUCAGGCUGUUUCGGACAUUUCGGGAUACCAAAUAUGUGUACAUGUUGCUGGAGGUCUGCCUUGGGGGGGAGUUGUGGAGUAUCUUAAGAGACGUGGGUUUCUUUGAGGAGUCCACAGCCCGCUUCUGCAUUGGCUGUGUUCUGGAGGCAUUUGACUACCUCCAUGGACAAGGGAUUGUCUACCGGGACCUUAAGCCGGAGAACCUGCUGUUGGACCAUGAGGGCUAUGUGAAAAUGACUGACUUUGGCUUUGCCAAGAAGAUUGGACCAGGCAAGAAAACUUGGACCUUUUGCGGAACACCAGAAUAUGUAGCUCCAGAGGUGAUCCUGAACAAGGGGCAUGACUUUGGGGCAGACUGCUGGUCCUUAGGCAUCCUGAUCUUUGAGCUGCUCACCGGCAGUCCUCCAUUCACAGGCUCUGACCCCAUUAAGAUCUAUACCAUGGUGCUCCAUGGCAUCGAGAAAGUGGACUUUCCCAAACGGAUCAGCAAGCGACCCAGUGACCUCAUUCGGAGCCUCUGCAGGCUGCACCCUGCAGAGCGCCUGGGCAACAAGAAGAACGGCAUCCUGGACAUCAAAAAGCAGAAGUGGUUCCAAGGUUUUAACUGGGAGGGGCUGAGGACACACAGACUGCCAUCACCACUGGAGAGAGAGCUGAGUGGGCCUCUGGACCACAGCCGCUUCGACAUCUUCCCCCCAGACCUGGAGGAGCCGGCUGAGGAGUUGUCGGGCUGGGAUAAGGAGUUCUGAGGAGCUGUGACUCUCCUGUGGUGUCAUGUUACUCAGCUAGACCACAUUCUUACUGCCCUGGCAUUUCCCAUCAUCCUCUGCAGCUUGGCACUGCGGGCCUUCAUGUCCCAUUUGGGAAUCCUGUGAUCCAAAGGGCUUCAUCUCAACAGAAGCUGCCAUCCAAAAGCCUCGGCCAUCAUUCCAGAUGCUCACUUGACAUGUAACACACAUGGCUGCCUUCGCAACAGCACAGCAACAAGCCUGGCGGGGGGCAGAACAUGAAACUGCACUUUGUAAGCAGUAUGGCUCUUCCGAUUUUUGAGCUGUAUUUUGUGAAAACAGACACUUGUUAUUCUGGCAAUGCACUGUAAAAGCAUGAGAUGAGCUCCCACAAGGAUUGAUUUGGCAUGAUAAAGAAUGAUUGGUCUUCAGUUGGUGGGCCCAAGGCCACCAUCCCUUCUAAGAACAUGCUAGAAAGUCAGCAAUACCUUCUUUCAGAUGCCAACCCUUGCAUACACAUGCAUGGGCUUUCUCACUUUGACAGACUUUAUUAAUCAUGUCGACCAGUAUCUAGUGUUUGGUAUGGGAACAUAUAAUAAUUAAUAAGUAUUAGUACUUACUUAUUGACCCUGUGACCCCUCCUUAAAUGAGUAACCUAUUUAGUAAUGAGUAAAUCUCCUCCCAUCCCCCAUAGUCAUACAUGGCUUUUCAGUUUUUGCAGAAUGUCCUCAUUUUGGUGUAGCACUUUUGAAACUGGAUUUGAAGCUGUUGUAGGAAAUUAGCAGCAUGUGCGUGAUAUUCAUUCUUCUGCAUUUAAACCUGAGGCUAAGGAGAGUCUUUAAAGGAAGUAAAUAUAGGGGGCCUUUGAUGGACAGAUUUAAUUAGUAGCAGGAGGAGGUUACUAGUAGGAGGUUAUUAGUAGCUGUAUGGAGUGCAUUCGCUAUGACAAGCUCUAUGACUUCUCUUCAGUUCCUGCUUCUUUUGUACACGGUACAAUUACACACAGUUAAUGGAUGGUUGCGAUUUUGGACAAAAGCACAAAAAACCUUGUGCAGCAGAGUGAUUUUAUAUAGUACAUAUUGUGAUUUUUUUUUUUGCACAUUCUUCCAUUUGUAAUAGGUUACAUAUGUUUCAGUGGUUUGUUCGCCCAGGUUAUUCUAAAAUACAUUUACAAUUUAUCAUUCUUUUUGCCAUAAUUAAAUUACAAAUCCCAGUU
Molecule: messenger RNA, 3657 nt
Organism: Paramormyrops kingsleyae
Lineage: Eukaryota; Metazoa; Chordata; Actinopteri; Osteoglossiformes; Mormyridae
Gene: prkg2l
Product: protein kinase cGMP-dependent 2, like
Biological process (GO): protein phosphorylation
Molecular function (GO): ATP binding; cGMP-dependent protein kinase activity
Source: RefSeq, a predicted model, not a curated record